Acaulospora morrowiae is the source of this 819-nucleotide messenger RNA. NCBI's taxonomy places the organism in Eukaryota, Fungi, Glomeromycota, Glomeromycetes, Diversisporales, Acaulosporaceae. The record is from the annotation of a GenBank genome assembly.
AUGAUGAUUUCAACGGUGCCUUCAAUAGUUUCUGGUCUGCGUAGAUCGUUGAACCCCAAAGCAUUCCGGAUUCCAAACGUUUACAAAAUUUAUGGCUCAACUUUCAAUGCCAAGUUUCAUUCGACCCCGAUCCAGAAACAGGAGGCUGGCUCGUCACCUAAAAAAAUCACAAGUAAUGAAUCACUUCACGAAUACGGAAAACACCUCCUUUCUAUGCUACCCAGAUUUAUACAACAAUACUCGGUCUAUAAGGAUGAACUAACACUAUAUGUUGCUCCGAGUGGAAUAAUUCCAGUGAUGACCUUUCUCCGAGAUCACACCGGAGCUCAAUUUAAACAGGUUCAGGAUAUUUGUGGAGUAGAUUAUCCCUCAAGGUCAAAACGUUUUGAGGUAGUUUACAACAUGUUGAGCCUUCGAUAUAAUGCGAGAAUUCGUGUCAAAACAUAUGCCGAUGAGGUAUCUCAUGUACCCUCGAUAGUUAGCUUAUUUAAUGGUGCAAAUUGGUUUGAGAGGGAAGUGUACGAUAUGUAUGGCGUGUUUUUCACCGAUCAUCCUGAUUUAAGAAGAAUCCUAACGGACUAUGGGUUCGAAGGACAUCCACUUAGAAAAGAUUUUCCGUUGACAGGUUUUGUUGAGGUUAGAUAUGACGAGGAGAAAAAACGUGUCGUUGCCGAACCAUUAGAAUUAACUCAAGCAUUCAGAAAUUUUGAAGGGGCGGCAUCUCCAUGGGAACAAACGGGUCCCGGACGUGAUGAAAGGCCCGAAGCAUUUAAACUAGAAAACCUUCUUCCCAAACCGCAAGAAUCGGAAAAGAAAUAA